AUGGAUAGAAAAACUCUUAUCAUCCUUGGCUUAAUCGGAGCAGCUCUUCUUGUCACUGCAAUUUUACUUGCAGUUUCCUUUGACAGUGUAGAAUACACUGAAUACGGCCUUGACUACUCCUCAAUAUCAAAAUCUGUCGGCACAUCUCCUUAUCUUGGUGGAAUUUACCUAUUAGGGAUCGGCCACAGCUUUAUCAAGUUCCCAAGAACUGUGCUCACAAUAGAUUUUUCAAAUGACGCAAAAUCAGACCGCCCUCAAAUUGAAAGCCGCACUUCUGAUGGGCUUGAAGUCCUUCUUGAAAUUUCUUUCCAAUACGAGCUUAUUUCUGCCAAUCUAUACGAUCUCUAUAUGAACUACGAGCUUAAAUAUCAGUAUGUAAUUGAAAAUAUUGCAAUUGAUACCCUAACUGAUCAAGCCACCAAAUACACUGCCUAUGACUUUUUCAUGAACCGUGCUAAAAUUGGCACAGAAAUGCAGCAAGCACUGGACGCCCAAUUAAGGAACAAGACUUACACCUCAGUACCAUUUUUCCAGCUUCGUGACGUCGAUUUGCCAGACGCUUUUGAAUCAGCAAUUCAGCUGUCUGAAGUGAAAAAGCAAGACAUUCAGAAAGCUAAUGCAGAAAUGAAUAAAAUUAAAGUUGAAAUAGAAACUAAGCUGCUUAAGGCAAAUCUCAAUAAAAGUGUGACAAUUAAUUUGGCUAAUGGUGAGGCAGAAGCUAUAAAGCAAAACAAUGAAGCGGAGGUAAAUGGGUUCAAUGCAACUGAAAUGGCUGCUAUUUAUGGAUAUCAAGCUCUUAAAGAGUCAACAAAUAUGACUAACCCAGAUCUGUUGAACUAUUUGAAAGCCAGCAUUGUAGAGAACUAUGAUGGGGACAAGCUAGUCGUUUCUUUCAAAAAAUAA
Molecule: messenger RNA, 903 nt
Organism: Blepharisma stoltei
Lineage: Eukaryota; Ciliophora; Heterotrichea; Heterotrichida; Blepharismidae
Source: the annotation of a GenBank genome assembly